This is a messenger RNA of Nothobranchius furzeri (turquoise killifish), 3246 nucleotides long. Its product is annotated as suppressor APC domain-containing protein 1. The record is from RefSeq and is a predicted model, not a curated record. NCBI's taxonomy places the organism in Eukaryota, Metazoa, Chordata, Actinopteri, Cyprinodontiformes, Nothobranchiidae.
GAAUUUUUCAUUGCCUCGCCCCAGGGGCACCAUGCUGCCUCUGCCUGUGUUGCCUCCUGCUAUUUUUUUUCCCACUCCAGCCCUCUCUUUCACUCUCAGUGGUAUUAUUCUGAAACAGGGAGCUGUGGUUGGUUGUUUUAUGGUUGACCCAGCUGUAUGGGGUAGCUCUCAGUUCCUCAUCUGCGCUCCAUGGCCUGCCAUCUCUCCAGCUCUGGCUCCUACACCAUCACCAUCAUCCCCCUCAAGACCAGCCUCUACAGCCCGGACGCCCUCCACUUCUACCUCUGGAUCAAGCAUCUGAAGGACUUAGAGAAGGAGAAGGAUGCUCUAUGGUCCGGUCUGGAGAUUCUGGAGAAGGCUCGGCUCUGGUACAUCCAGCGGCUCAAGGAAAACCAGGCCCAGCAGGACAUCGAGAGCAGAAAAGGGUCAGGAAACUACCUGAACGUUGCAGCAAAGGCUCGAUCUUGCCUCCUCAGAUCUUACAUGCAGCAGGUUAAUGGCUCUUUGGGUUCUGUGAUGAGUGAGCCCAAUGCCAGCAGCAACCCGUCUCUUGAUAACAUGGAAGAUGCUGACCUCCGGUGGUACAACACGGUGCUAACCCAGAAAGUGAGUGACAAGAACCGUCAGAUCUCUUUGUUAGAAAUGGAGAAAGGUGACCUGCUUCAACAGCUCGAGGACCUGCAGGCCUGCUGACUGAAGUAGUAAAUGGAGACAGAAAGACUCAGCUCUUUUUCUUUUCUUUUUCUCAUAAAUUUAUUUAAUAUAAAGGAAAUUGUCAAGCUGAAAAUAGACCGUAGCAGCUGAUUUUCUGACCAGAUCGUGAAAGAAAACUCUCUUGUUCAGCGCGAAUCAGUAGAACACAUAAGCAGAUAAGUUUUAUAUUAAAGUAAAGUUUGUUAGAAGUGAAAAACUGUACCGGGAAGUGCACCUUGUCAAGAAUGAAAUCAUAUCAAAGGAAAGCUAAGCUCCUCAGAAAUGGAUGUUGUGAGCCGGGUUGAGUACUCUCUCUUCAUCAACAUAUCUGAGUGUGUUUGCAGGAGAGGGAGCGGCAGCUGCACCUGAUCUGCUAAUCAACGGGUCGACUACUUAAGAGGGAUGGUGAACACAGCUCGACGCCGGAUGAUUGCUACUGCUUGGUACUUGAUACAUCAGGAUUACUCACCCAACUCCAUAGGACUCCGGACCGUCUCGCUCUGCAACGUUCAUCAUCCACUCGCCCUGAUCAACCCGCUCUCUCUCAACCCCCACGCUCCCUCUCCAGCUCUGCACACUCCCCUCUUGGAUCAACCCUGGCUCACUACCUCCCCUCACUCCCCAAUCCCACUCAACCCCAACGCUGCAUUCCCGUUCCCAGUCCACUGGACUUCCCAGUGCGUCUUUAGUUAUCGUUGUUCCAAAUUAAAAUAUUAUUUUUUCCAUCCAUCUGUGUUCGGGUUUGAUUCUGCAUGUCUUGGAUUAGACACCUCCCCCAGAACAUGACAAUGGAACACUUAAAGUGACUGUGUGUAUUUUUCCUGAUGAUAGGGGGGCAGUAGAUACCUAAAUUGUUGCAAGCUAGCAGUAUUUUUGUGUUGUAAGACCUUACCAACGUAUGCCCAUUAAGGUCAAAAAGCAGUGCAUUAGGCAGUGCAAACUUUAGCAAACUAACAAGCACAUCAGACUCCCUUUCAUCACUGGCAACGAGUGAAGAAGUACAUGUGUAAAACAACAACAUUUAAGAGUGGCGAAAAUUUUGUAACCAUUUGUUAUGAAUAUGUAAAUGCAUUUUGUCCUCAUGGGCUCCUGUAUAAGGAAACAUGACAUUUAAUAUGGUGUCGCCCAGUGACUUAGACUCGCUCCCAUGUAUUUUAGAUCUGAUUUUUAUGGUUUUAUGUUAAGAAGCCGCCAAUAUUUUUCAACAACUGGGAUUUUAUUCAUUUUCAACAACAUUUUGAUGGAUAUUUCCAUUAACUAAUGGUAAAAACUACAUAUAGUCUCUUAAAUCAAGGGAAGUUUAGCUUGUCAGAAAUAGGAAAUUGUACCGGAGGCUACUACAUGGUCUAGCCCUGGGAUUGAAAUAGGAUCAUACAUGUACUCUAUAUUACAAAUGGGUCUUAUCUAGUAACAAGGUCUCCCUUAUUCUUAUUUUUCUGCACACAGACCAGAAUCACAUUGACCCAAGCUGCUCGGCAAACUAACUUUUCAGUCCCUUGAUUCUUUGUAAAUAUCUAUUUAAAUAUAGAAAUUGUAAUAACGGCUGCAUCAUUUGUUCCUUUGUAUUUUUAGAGUAUGAAACAACUUGGUUGAACAACUAAAAAUCAAGCCCCGCAGUUAGGAUGAAGUUUAAAAUCAUGUUUUGAACCUACAUCAAGAAUGCAUGCUGUACCAUGUCCAGCUUUACUGAAUGAGAAAUGCACAAGACAUGGUAAUUUAAGGAUUUCACUGCUUAAUUGAAAGGUUUCUGCUAAAAUCCCUCCAGUUCCUAACAUGCACAAUGGCACUAUAUGUGCCAUCUGAGCUGGUUUCAUCUAAAAGAUCAAUGGUUAAGACGACGGUGUUCUUUUAUCUCAGUGUUGUGUCAUCUUUAUUACAUUUUCCAAUAAAACAUGCAGGAUUUCGUCUGAAUUUGAUUAUUUUUUGGAUCACAAGAUUUUAUUAUUGUCAGACACAAAUGGUUUCAUGCCAAACUGCAUCAGUAUUUCAAUGAAAAACAACAAUCCUCCAUGAUUGUGCAUCCGCUUCCUUGUAUUUCCGUCCCUGGAUAAGGGUUCUCUGUCCGGACACGCUAGAAGAACCUUUCCUGGUGGUCCCACGCUGGUUUUACGGCAACUGAUAAAGCUUAUCUCAUCCAGUCAUCUUUCCUGUGUGCAGAAAUGAUCCUCACACGCAGAGAAGCUCUGAUUGUUUGCACAAAGAAAAUAUGUGUUUCUUAUCCACUGAUGCUGUCUCACCCAGCAGUAUUGACUGUAUUUCCAUACUUGUUGUACUUAUAAUUAAUGUAUGUUGCAUUUAGUGUUUUCAAUGUUUGCAUAUUUUCUCAAAAUCCCAUUUUUGGCUCCAAUUUCUGCACACUGAGUAAUGAGCUCAUUGUACCUGAGUGAGUGUUUACACAGGGGCCCAUAUGGCCCCUUUGUUGUUAUUUAUCUGAUCUUUACAACUUUACAGAAGGAAAUACAGCUCUGCAAAAUGUGUUGCACCAUUACAGGGUUAUGUUUUAUGUUUGUCACAUUUAAAUGUUUUUUAGAUCAGCAAAAAAAAAAAAAAUAA